AAGCGCGGGUGAGCGAUACAACUUAAGACAGGAAAGCCAUCAUCAUCGUAUGUCAUACGGCCAAUACAACUACGCUGCCGGACCUACGGCAUCACAGCACUAUCCGUUUCAAUAUCCCGAAGAAUACGCCGAAACGCUAGGAGGCCAAACACGUUCGCCCCGCACCGAGCUCCUAUCCCCCAUAUCCUCGCAUCCAUCUUUGACACCUCCUCCCGACGUGCCGGUCUACACCGUGCCCAACACCGCGCCCCACACCGCGCCCCCACCCGAACCCGAAUCUGCACCCGCACCCGCGCCCGAACCAGAGUCUGAUGAGCUCGACCCUGCGCGUGGGCGCUCCUCGCGGCAUCGCGGCCCCUCAGCCCGUUUCCAGCGCGAGCGCGAGCAAGUGCACGCGUCCGCCGCCGCGACCGAAGUCCUCGCGUCCCUCAUCGCGAAAGAAUACGAGUGCCUGCGCCUGCGCAAGUACCUCAAGCACGCGCUGGCGCGGCUCGCGGCGGACGACGCGCGCGUGUCCGAGGCCGAGCGCGUCACGCAGCACGCGCUGGACCAGCUGCGCGCGGUCACGGACGCGAAGCUCGCGGCGGAGCGCAUGCUCGCGGGGGCGCAGGAGCAGCUGCGGAUGUGGAAGUUCCAGCACGAGCACGCGCAGCAGGAGAUCGUGCGUGCGCAGAGCGUCGUGAAGCUUGUCGAGGAGCAGAAGGAGGAUGCGGAGCGGGACGCUGCGGCGGCGCGGAGCUCGGCGCGUAAGCUGCAGCAUCGUGUCUUGGUUGCGGAGGCGAUGGAGGAGGGGAGGAGGCUGGGGUAUGACUCUGGAUUGCGCAUGGCGCAGAGAGAGCUGGAGCUGCUGGGGGUUGCGAAUGCAACUAAGAGUAAAGCCGCGCAGCCUCCUCUUCUUAUGGCCCCGAGUCGGCCUCCUUACGAGGCUCAGUCCCCGUACCGGGUUCCACCGAUGGAGAGCGGCGAAAUUGAAGAUUUGAGCGAUGUUUCCGACGAUGACGAUGACGAUUUCGAGGAGAUGUUGGCCCAGAAUGCUUCUGCUGCUCAAAAGCCGGCCGUUGCUGCUCCGCAACCGGUUCUGGCAAUGCCCAGUCCUGUGCAUCCCGCCCCUCCCGUUCUAGGCAGCACCAUACCCAUGUCUGCUCGGUCGCCAUCGAUCCAACUGGACCGUUUCCCGAUAGAAAUACCCUCUGCAUCGGUGUUGAAUGAUGCUCCUCCCCCGGUGCAGUCGCGCCGUCCUUCGUUCAGGCGCAAGCCAAAACAACCAUCCCCUGCACCAAAGCCUCCGCCAUCUCUCGCACCAAGACCUCCACCGUCUCCCGCGCGCUCCGCCGUUGUGCUCCCGCCGCCUGCGAGCCGACUACCGGACAACUAUGUCCCGCUUUCCACCGAGGGUGGCAUCGUGCUUCCACCGCCGUUCCAUCUGUCGCAGACUCUUUUGCCCCAGAUUCCAUCGCCUGCUUCCGAGAUUGCGUCCGCUUGGACGGAUCUGCAGACAAAUCGAGCGCAAGCACCCGCGCCGAAAUACAGCUACCGCGGCCCUUCACCUGACCGAGCGAGUUCUCAUGUGCCUGAGAGACAGCAGCGGGCAACGUCAUCUCAUGGGCACAGACCGAAUGAACACUCUAGCGGUGCUCAUCGACAGCCUGUGGCAUCGACCCAUUCUCGCAGACGGUCUGAGCACAGACCAGGUUCGGAUGCCGAUGCGUUUUCGUAUACCCAUGCGUCGCAAGUCGGCGGAGGCGGCGCCGAUCCGACCAGCGGACGCAAUCUGCGCCGGAGCAAAGACAAGCGACCGAUAUCGCCUUCCUCUGCGGGAUCGCCCAACUACGGAAUUCUGCAGACUGAUCUUCCGAGUUUCGGCGCGCAGAUGCACUACUUGCAGCAGCAGCAGCACGCGCAUGUUCCCGAGGGGUUCAUUCCACAGAGCGUCACUGUUCCGGCGCAGGUUACCAUUCCAGUCAGCGUGCGAGGCAAGACGAUAUCUUCGCCUGUGGGAGAGGCCGUCGACGGCCGGGGACGGCCGAUCUCCAUCAUCAGUCGCCCCAUUUCCGUGGGCAGCCAGCGGCCCGUGUCGGUUAUGAAUCCUCGGCCCGUGUCCGUCGCCGAGCCACGGCCGGCCACUCCCGCCCGACGCCCCGUCUCAGAGCUCAGCCACGCGCCAACCGAGGCUUGGCGCUCCGGCGCGUCGCUCCAGCCCGACCCGCUCCCUCCCCGUCCGCGCUCGCGGGUGAGCAUGCACUCGAACGUCGGGCCGACGCUGACGGCGGGCCCGGCACUAACGCGCCAGGCGUCCCGCAACUCAUUGAUCUCGAAUAGCUCGUAUGCGCACUUUGAGCCGGCGUCGUAUGUCGACCCUGCGUUCUAUGCUGUCGAUGGCCAUGGGCCUGGGCGAGGCGGGCAUGGGCCUGCUCGUUCGCGUCCUAGACAGAUGCUGCUGCUCCAGCUCCUCUCCCCCCUAAUCAUUGCGCCGGUAGCCCUCUCAGCAUCCCAGCAACCUUUCAACGCGCUCGUCCCACCACUCACCACCCCCAACAAAAUCGUCACUCCCGAGAUCGACGCGUGGGUCACCACCCAACUCGCGCGCUGGAACUCCACGGGCCUCUCCCUCGCCGUCGUGCGCAAGGACGCCGCGCAGCCGGGCGGGUGGGCGGUCGAGUUCGGCUCGUAUGGUUUCGCGCGGCAGGGCGUGCCGGUGCGCCCCGACACGCUGUUCGCGGUCGCGUCGGACAGCAAGCUGUUCACGGCGGUCGCGGUCGGGUUGCUGAUUGCGAACGAGACGCUGGCGGGGCAGCGCGGGCGGCGGGUGCGGUGGGACACGCCCGUCGGCGAGCUGUUGCCUGAGUGGGGCUUGUGGGACGCGCGCGCGGCGCAGGUCACGCUGCAGGAUAUGCUGACGCACAGGACGGGGAUACCCCGCCACGAGUACUCGGGCCAGGCGCGGGGCGGCGGGCUUCCUGAGAUGAUAUCUACUCUGCGGCAUCUGCGCCCGUCUGCCUCGCUCCGUGACCGGUACCAAUACAACAACCUGAUGUUCGAAGCGCUGGCGCAUCUGCCUGCAACACUGCUCAAUCAAACAUUCGAGUCGUAUAUCGAGCAGCACCUCUUCAAACCGCUCGGGAUGGACUCUGCGACAUACUCCGUGCGCGACGCCGAGGCGGGAGGGGAAAUGGCCCAUGGGCAUCACUGGGACAUGCGGGACUAUUCGCGCAAUAUCACGGGGACACGCGUGCCCAUCGACCCGUACUUUCUGCGACCGGGAGAAGAGGUCAUCUGGAGGGGAGCCGCGGGCGUCUUGGUCUCCGUUCGCGAUAUGGCUAUGUGGGCUGCCAUGCUCAUGAACGAGGGCCGGCAUCCGCUUACAAACGAGACAAUCGUUCCAAAAGACGUAAUCGAGCACAUCUCAGCGGGCGUCAGUGUGGUCGCAGGCAAGGCCGUGCAUCCGGAACAAAGUCCCAAGCUGUAUGCGUGCGCGCGAGUGCGGUAUUCCUACCGGGGACACGAGAUUCUGGAGCACGGGGGCAGCAAUCCCGGCUUCAAAUCCCAGUUCACUCAACUCACGAACAACGAGCUUGCGAUCAUCGCCAUGUCGAACGACGAUAGAGGGGUGCCUUUGACGGAGGGGAUCAAAUGGAGGAUCCUCGACAGUGUCAUGGGCCUGGAGCCGCUCGAUUGGAAUUCCAGAUUCGAGCAGGAUAUCGAGAACGAAAAACGGUUCCGUGGCCUGGGGACUAUGGUCCCCCGUCCCUCACACCCGGAGCCUGCAUCGCUCCCGUUCUCCGAGAUGCAGGGUGUCUUUUCUCAUGCGGCCUACGGCCCAUUUUCACCGUGUCUGUUCGACGCGCCGACGUCGUGCUCUGACCCCACAGUCGAGCGCAUGGUCCAGGCAAAUGCGUCUCUGCACCCCGCGCCCACAUUCGUGGUCCCGUUCAAACGGACGCUAGCUACGCACCUGCUCUUCACGCAUUUCUCGGGCAACACGUUCAACGUGUCGGUCAUCUGGUCCAACACGCAGGCGCGGCUGGACGCUGGGUAUCCCGCGGGGGGAGACGUCGUCGUCGGUUUCGACGAGAGGCAUACCGUCGAAUGGGUCGGCGGCGCUCGCGAGGCGCGGUCUCAGCACGGAUGGGCGUUUGGCGGGAACUUUUGGGGAGCGGAGGGUGGGUAUGGUGAGGUGUUGGAGGGAGCAGAAGCUUGGUUCGGACGGGUGGCAUAG
Molecule: messenger RNA, 4216 nt
Organism: Mycena citricolor
Lineage: Eukaryota; Fungi; Basidiomycota; Agaricomycetes; Agaricales; Mycenaceae
Source: the annotation of a GenBank genome assembly